AUGGGUGUCGAUUCCCCCCGUCGCACGUUCCUCUCCUCUCCCGCCACAGUCAAGCCUGGCGGAAACCCGGCCUACAAGGCCUCGGGCAAUCUCAUCGCCGCGGCCGCGCUCUCCGCUUCCGCCUCCGCGGCUUCCGCGACGGCUGCCGUCGCGCCUCCGCUGGCUUCUUCCGCCACCGGCGCUUCCCCGCUCGCCGCGGGGCUGUCUCCGCACCGCAAGGCUUCACCGAGCGCCCUUGCGCAGAUGAUGAUUCGGCGGGAGGCAGCAGCGGCUGGCGAUGUUACUAAAAACGCAUCCUCCUUCCUCUCUCCCCGAAAGAACAGCAGCGGCGCCGCCGCCAACGGCACCAACGGCGCCGUCGCGUCGGAUGGAUUAUCCUACACGACGUCCGAUGCCGCGACAGCCGGCUUCGUGUCUCUGAGUCUGGGCGACUCGGCGGACACAGCGGCGCGCGCAGCCAUGAAUCUCCUCUCCCUGGAAGACGCCCAGAACGUGAAAGCGCCACCGCCGCCUACCACGCCGCAAUCGGCGGCUGUGCUGAACGGGAGCGCCGGAUCGCCGCUCCUGAAACGCGUGGGCUCCGCCGCCGUCGCCGCCGCCGCCGCCGCCGCCACUAGUUCGCCUACUAAAAACGGCGCGGCGGCCGCCCCAGCUGCACCGGCGAAGUUCGUGUAUCACGAGGACAGGGUGCGCGUGGUGCGGCCCGAGGACGACGCGGACGGCAAGGCGCUGCGCGCCAAGCUGGUGGCGCUCGUGCCGUUCCAGAAGGGACAGCUGAUCGCCAAAAUCGAAGGCGUCUCCUGGGACGUGCCGUGCAGCUACAGCACGGUGCAGUACGGUGCGCAGCGGCACCUGGAGCUCAAUUCCGACUUAGUCUACAUGAACCACAGCUGCGACCCGAACGUGGCGGUGAGCGUGGGCGCCAUGGAAGUGCGCGCGCUGCAGGCCAUCCCUGCAGGCGCAGAGCUCACCUUCUUCUACCCCUCGUCCGAGUGGGAGAUGCAGCAGCCCUUCACGUGCUGGUGCGGCUCCGACAAGUGUGUGCGGCUGGUGGCAGGAGCCAAGUUCCUGACAGUGGACAAGCUGAGCCAGUACUUCGUGAACGCACACAUCCGUGACAUCAUCUGCAACACGCUCUCCUCCAAGCUGCCCAAGCAGCACGGCGCCAUGUGA
Closterium sp. Naga37s-1 is the source of this 1173-nucleotide messenger RNA. Lineage: Eukaryota; Viridiplantae; Streptophyta; Zygnematophyceae; Desmidiales; Closteriaceae. The record is from the annotation of a GenBank genome assembly.